AUGAAGACCGCUACGUUCCUCGCUUUCGCUGCCAUCGGCAAGCUCGCAGCUGCCCACGCUACCUUCCAGGAGAUGCUCGUCAAUGGCAAGUCCCAGGGCUCCACUGGUGUCCGUGGUACCUCUGACCAGAACAACCCCAUCCUCUCCACCGCCGCCGACCUCGCCAGCGACAUGAUGAUCUGCAAGGGUGGAUCUAAGGUUGCUGGAUCAGUCAGCGUUGCCAGCGGUGACAAGCUCACCCUCCAGUGGCACCACAACAACCCCUCUUCCGGUGCCGGUGAUGCCGAUGAGCCCAUUGCUGCUUCCCACAGGGGUCCCAUCAUCGUUUGGGUUGCUAAGGCUGAGACCGAGGGCAAGGGCAAUGCUUGGGUUAAGAUCCAGCAGUCCGGCUUGAGCGGUGGCACCUGGGCCGUCGAUACCUUCCGUUCCAACGCUGGAAAGAUCGAUGUGACCGUUCCCGACCUCGCCGCCGGUGACUACCUCAUCCGUUCCGAGAUCAUUGCUCUCCACGAGGGAGACCGUGCUGGCAAGGCCCAGCUCUACAACGGCUGUGGUCAGAUCAAGGUCACCUCCAAUGGCAAGAAGACCAUCACCAACGGUGCCAACAUCCAGUCCGUCUACAAGACAGAUGAUGCCGGCAUCCUCUUCAACAUCUACGGAGGUGCUUCCUCUUACCCAAUCCCCGGCCCUGCCGUCGAUGCUGGCUUCGGCACUGGCUCUGCCGCUCCCGCUCCCGCCCCUGUCACCUCUGCUGCCCCCAAGCCUACCACCACCAAGGCCGCUGCUCCCGUCGUUCCUAAGCCAACCACUCUUGCUACUAUUGUCAAGACCAGCACCGCUGCUGCUGCCUACCCCACCAAGGGCAGCAGCACUGGCUCCGUCGCCCGCUGGGGACAGUGCGGUGGUAUCGGCUACACUGGCGCCACCGCCUGUGUUGCUGGCUCCACCUGCCAGAAGCAGAACGACUGGUACUUCCAGUGCUUGUAA
This is a messenger RNA of Aaosphaeria arxii CBS 175.79, 987 nucleotides long. Its product is annotated as carbohydrate-binding module family 1 protein. The coding region runs from base 1 to 987 and encodes 328 amino acids. Gene Ontology annotation, cellular component: extracellular region. Gene Ontology annotation, molecular function: cellulose binding. The transcript is spliced from 2 exons. The record is from RefSeq and is a predicted model, not a curated record. Lineage: Eukaryota; Fungi; Ascomycota; Dothideomycetes; Pleosporales. Gene Ontology annotation, biological process: carbohydrate metabolic process.